Fragaria vesca subsp. vesca is the source of this 1890-nucleotide messenger RNA. RefSeq names its product cation/H(+) antiporter 15-like. NCBI's taxonomy places the organism in Eukaryota, Viridiplantae, Streptophyta, Magnoliopsida, Rosales, Rosaceae. The coding region runs from base 1 to 1890 and encodes 629 amino acids. The record is from RefSeq and is a predicted model, not a curated record. The transcript has 5 exons. Gene Ontology annotation, molecular function: antiporter activity. Gene Ontology annotation, cellular component: endomembrane system; membrane. Gene Ontology annotation, biological process: regulation of pH; proton transmembrane transport.
AUGGCUGGAGCUAAACAUGAAAUGAUGCUCCCAGUAUGUGUGCCAUUAAGUGCAUUGUCCUCCAAAGGGAUUUGGUUCAAUGAAAAUCCUUUAGAUUAUGAAUUACCUGCAACCCUAUUCCAAAUAACAAUUUUUGUUGUGACCUCCCGGCUGCUUUAUGUUCUUCUCAAGCCUUUGGGACAAACCAAAUUCACUUGCAAUCUCCUGGCUGGCGUUAUCUUGGGGCCUUCUUUGUUUGCGACCAUCCCCGUAAUGAAGGAGAAGCUAGCUAACCAGAAAGACUCGCCGUUGUGGGCGACUAUGGGUAUAAUGGGCAUUAUAUUCUCCAUCUUCUUAACUGCAAUAAAACUGGACGUGUGCAUGAUGAAAAGGACAGGGCUUUCUUUGAAGAUUGGUGCUCCAGGUUUCUCCCCUGGUGUAGCUCAGGCCUUAGACGACCUCAACCUUAUGAACUCUGAGUUGGGCCAACUCGCCAUGUUCUCUGUUUUGCUCGUUGAAAUCAUACAAUGGUUGAUCUCAACGGCACAAGACAUAGCUACUAAAGAUAAUGCCAUCAUCGGUGCCGCAUAUCUGGCAAAGUUGUUCACAGUCACCGUGGCUGCAUUGUGCUGCAAAAUUAGUUUGAGAAAUAGUCUCUUGCUCGGUGUGAUGAUGAAUAUCAGGGGUAUUAUAGAAGUAGUCAUUUUUUCUCGAUGGAGGCACACUGAGGUCUUAGAUGACCAAUUUUAUACCCAACUACUAUUAUCUGUGCUGAUUAUGAACAUGAUUUCAACAUCAUUGUUACAUUUCACGUACAGGGCUCAUCUUAGACUUGGGCCAUCACUCAAAGGUCCUCGCAUUAAAAACAUCCAAUCAGUUCAAAGAAACUAUCCUUUCGACAUUCUUUGUUGUAUCCACAACGAGCAAACUAUCCGCAACCUCACCUCCAUCCUAGAAGCCUCAAACCCAACAGAAGAGAGCCCCAUUUGCGCCUACAUUAUCCAAGCAGUCGAGCUAGUGGGGAGGGCUAUACCUGUGCUAGUCCCUUACAAGAAGAAGAAAAAGGGGAAAAAGUGUAGCCGAUUAAAUUCACUCACACAUCAACUGAUGCAAGCCUUCAAGAACUACUCGGAGAACUCAAGAGGACCUGUCUUGAUCGAAUCAUUCACUAUGAUCGCUCCCUAUAAAUUGAUGCAUGAGACUAUUUGCCGUCUAGUGGAUGACAAUCACGUACCUUUGGUUAUCCUCCCAUUUCAUGAUAACCCCUGGAUCUGCAACACCGUGACUACUGCAAUACGCCAAUUCAAUAAAAAUAUGCUGCGAUAUUCAUCUUCUACAGUUGGAAUACUAGUCGAAAGAGGGUUCCCCGGUCCGGUGACCAUGUCCCAUUUCUCAUAUAAUGUGGCUGCAUUUUUCAUUGGCGGACCAGAUGAUCGCGAGGCUUUGGCUUUAGCAGCACGUAUGUUAGGCAACCAAAAUGUGGCCGUCACAAUAUACAGGAUUCGUAUUAUGCACCAGGGUAACUAUAAUGAAGACGAGGAGAAUGAAGCUAGGUUGGAUGAUGCAAUGGUGGAUGAGUUUAAGCUGAGCAGUAUUGGGAAUGAUUGCCUUAAAUGGCGAGAUAUCGAGGUUGAGGACACUGAACAGCUUAUGGAUGCAAUUAUGGAUUCGCAAGGGGAUUAUGAUCUUGUAAUGGUCGGAAGGCGGCACGCAGACAAUUCAUUGAGGGAUGAGGAAAUGUCAGAGUUUGUGCAUUAUGCGGAGCUGGGAAUGAUCGGCGACAUGCUUGCUUCUUCAGAUUUCUGUGGUGGAAUGGUGAAUGUUUUGGUGCUGCAAGAAAGUACGGAACUUAGUAAAAAUUAUGGAUCGACUCAUGGGCGUGACGUCUCACAAAAUUUAGGAUUGAAUUAG